AUGGGUCAGAGCAACGAUCAGCAAUAUGAACCCGAGGAAGAACGCCGAUUGGACGAACGCGAGGAGCAGCACGACAACAGGAGCGACGAGAGUCACAGCCAUGGCUCUCAAAGCAACGGCCACGGUGCACCCAUUGCGCCCGCAGCACCGCCAACCGUGGUGGCCCGGCUGCAGCACGAGUCAGACUGGACGGUGCAAGCCACGGCCACGCUACUGCAGCAGGUGGCUCCGAGCUUUGCGGUCCUCGACCCGAAAACCAAGGUGAACGUGCUGCUGUGUCUCUUCCACAUGCGCCACCACCAGCUCGAGGCAAGCCUGUGUCAGGAUAUGAUCCACGCAGCAAAAGUCGACAGAUCAGAUUGGGUGCGGACCACGGCACGCAUCCUUGAGCCAUACCUUGAGCAGCGCAGGCUCAGCCACAACCUGAGCAAGUACAGCCAGUGGUUUUCUGACUGCGUUCGAUCGUGCGUUCAUGCUGCAGAGGAGGUUUCCCUCCCCGCCCGCGACAACACGCUUGUCAGCGCGCUUCUGCACCCAGAUGUGGCUGCGCUCUCACCGGCCUUCCAAGGCAACAGCAACGAGGCCGAGCACGCCCCAAAGGAUCAGCAGCACUUUCGCCUCAAGAAGCCCUUUGGCUCGCUCGAGGCCUUGUACCGGAAGACGGCGGCGGCUGCCGCCCGAACCACCACACACACCACAGCGCGGUCCCUUCGCCGUAACCGUACCGGCAGCACCGGCGGCACAGCCAUGCCGUCCUUCCUGCGCAAGCCAAGCGUCGGCACGUCCAAGAUGCGCCCGCCCAUCAUCGGUGCGCGGGACUCGGCAGGGGCCAGCGCAGCGUCAUCGUCGUCCGUGCCGUCGUCGACCGGGCCAGGCCAGGCGGGGCGGGGCGGCCCGCAGCGCACGCACAGUGGCGGCAUUCGCACACUCUCCUUCGAAGAACUCAACGCCAAGAUGAAGCAGCACGAGCAGGACAAGAAGAAGACCCGCGGUAAGCGUGGUAAGCAGGCACAGGCACAGGCAAAAGCGCAGGCUACCAACGACAAGCCUGCAGUCACCACCGCACCUCAAACAUCAGCCGCAGCCACAAGCAGUGCACGGCCAACAAGCGCUGACACAUCUGCGCCAUCCCUCAACACCAGCGCGGCUGCUGACACUGCCGGCCCAGCCGCAGCCUCGGCGCGCGUGCCCGUGCCGACUGCGGGUGUCUCGCAGCCCUCGGGCGGUGCGAGUGGUGGUGAGGCACAGCCAGGCAUAGGGAAGCGGACUACCGGCGCUGGUGUUGGUGGAGCGAAGCGGCGAACACACGAACGUGAAGGAGAGGAGAAACGCGCAAAGACCACGGACACCGGCGUGCCGGCGACAGCGCCCCCCUCCAUGGCUCAUGCACACGCAGCGCCAUCUGCCACAACGCAACCACCCCAGCAUGCUGCGGCGCUACACCCUCCUGGCCAUGUUGGACAACAACAACAACAACAGCAGCAACAACAACAACAACAACAACAACAACAACAACAACAACAACAACAACAACAACAACAACAACAACAGCAGCAGCAGCAGCAGCAGCAGCAGCAACCGCGGGCCGCACCGAUGAUGCAGCCGCCCUCGGGGUACACUGCGGUGCCACAAACGCAACAACGGCAGCAGGCAUCACUGCCUCAUCAGCCAGUUCAUCAGCCACAGCAGCCUGUGCCAGGUGCGAGUGGAGCGGGGCAGGGCAUGUUGGCGGCUGGGGCGACGUCGGCUGGCCAGUCGGGUGUGCCGGGCUACGACAUGCCUGCGCUCAUGCAGCAGCACCUGCGGCAGCAGCAGUUGCAGCAGUAUCAGCAGCAUUUGCAACAACAAGCGCAGCUGCAGCAACAGCAACAGCAGCAACAACACCCGCAACCAACACAGCAGCAACUGCUAGCACAGCAACGGAUGCAGCUGCAGCUGCAACAACUCUACGGGCAGCGCGCGCCACAGAUGAUGGCUUCGCCAGCUCACCUCUACGCUGCAAUGCGGCAGCAGCAACAGCAACAGCAGCAACAGCAGCAACAGCAGCAACAACAUCAACAACCACAGCAACAGCUGCAGCAGCAGCAGCAACCAAGUCCGCAACAGCUGCAACGGUUGCAGCAAUUGUAUCAGCUGCAGCAGUUGCAGGCGGCCGGGAUGGCGCCUGGCGGGCAGCUGCAGCCCAUGUCGCAAGUGCAUGCGCCACCGUCCACAGCAGGACCAAGUUCCACUAUGGGCGGGCUUGAUCUACUGCUGCGCGCUGCUGAGCAGCAGGAGGCAGCAGCCCUACCGGCCCACAGUCAACAGCAGCAGCAGCAACAGCAGCAACAGCAACAGCUACGGUAUCUCCAACACCAGCAGCAACAACGUCUCCUGCAUCAGCAACAACAACAACAGCAGCUUGGGGUUGGGGCCCCAGAUGGCGCUCAUGAGCAGCGCCACAUUGCCGCGCUGCUCAGCACGCUGCCUGCAGACCAACAGGCCCUCUUCACACAGCGCAAUCGCCUUACGCUGGCCAAGCUGCGGCAAAUCAUGGCGCACAUCAGUGGUGCGGGACAGGUGCAUGUGGGUGCUGAGGGCGGCCGCGCAAAACAGGUGGUCGUCGUGCACGAGGAGGAACAGGAGACGCCGCGUGGCCGAAAGCUACAGCAAACCGUGAUUGAGCUUGAUCGCAGUACAGGCGGCUGGCGUAGACUCACCCGUCUACGCAAACUCUGACAGAGGGUGUAUAUGUGUGUGUGUGUAUGUGUGUGUGUGUGUGUGUGUUGUGUGUGUGUGUGUGUGUGUGUGUGUGUGUGUGUGUGUGUGUGUGUGUGUGUGUGUGUGUGCACCUGCCUGCUUCUCGGGCUGUUUUCUACUCGACUUCGUGUGUUUGGAGUGUGUCUGUUGUGCGUACUUUCCCUCGCUAACCGUUGUUGUUCUCACAGAAGUCGUCCACUGUACGUAGCUCAACCAUCAAUACAAGCGAACGUG
This is a messenger RNA of Salpingoeca rosetta, 2973 nucleotides long. RefSeq lists its product as uncharacterized. The transcript has 2 exons. The record is from RefSeq and is a predicted model, not a curated record. NCBI's taxonomy places the organism in Eukaryota, Choanoflagellata, Craspedida, Salpingoecidae. The coding region runs from base 1 to 2718 and encodes 905 amino acids.